Molecule: messenger RNA, 2808 nt
Organism: Brassica napus (rape)
Lineage: Eukaryota; Viridiplantae; Streptophyta; Magnoliopsida; Brassicales; Brassicaceae
Product: probable xyloglucan 6-xylosyltransferase 3
Exons: 3
Coding region: 1246-2613 (455 amino acids)
Biological process (GO): xyloglucan biosynthetic process
Cellular component (GO): trans-Golgi network; membrane; endosome
Molecular function (GO): hexosyltransferase activity
Source: RefSeq, a predicted model, not a curated record
AGAGGUUUAAAGUUUGUAACUAAUCAAACUCAACAGAUAUCAUAAAUAAAUAGUGAACUAAAUAACAGAAACUCAGAAGAGGAAGCAAUGGCAGGGACUACUGAUUCGUAUCAGCAAACGAGCUAUGGAUUUGCGAUCGGAACACCCGUGGCUACACAGAACACGAACGUUGCAGUAGUAAGUGACGUAUUCUGCUGUCCUUACCCGCUCCAGCUAACCGUCAAGAAGAAAUGUAAAGGACUAAGCGGAGCGAAGCUAGAGGUGGUGGACCUCAACUCUAACGUCGUUCUCCGUGUCGACGGUCCUCACGACAGCUUCAGCAAGAAACGCGUCCUUCGUGACCCCGCGGGUUACCCUCUUCUCACCAUGCGCGAGAAGUUGACGUCGUUACAUGAUGGAUGGACGGUUCACCGAGGAGAAGGCUCAGAUCCAAGGGAACUGAUGUUUACGGUGAAACGUUCUCAUGCUCUUCAAUGGAGAGCUCGCCUCGAUGUCAUCUUUCAAUCUCAUUAUGGAAACUUCAGCGUUGUAGGCACUUACUUCGACGACUCAGCCAAGGUCUACCAUUCCAACGCUGUCAUCGCCGAGGUGAAGGAGAAGACGACAUUUGGAGGAUUUUUCAAGGGGAAACAAGACUUUGUGGUUAGAAUAAAUGCAGGCGUUGACUAUGCUUUUAUUGUCUCUCUCCUCGUCAUUUUGAACGAGACCAACACAAUCUUCUAGCAUCUUUUACAUUGUUACAAUGCUACUAUUACUCGUUGAUGCCUUAGGAAAUGAUUGUGUUAAUCUUGUUACAUGUUCGUGAUAUGAAUAUUGCACACACACACACACACACACACUUUGUAUUCAUGUAGUUUGAGACUCUGUACAUAAAAAGUCUUGAAAUAAACCCAACCCAAGUUUGUUGAAUGGUUUCUUCUAUGCCAUUGCGUGUGAACACAAACUUGCAAUCUUGAAUUCUCACGUGAACGAACGACUAAAGAGAAAUGCUUUAUGAUGUUUGAACACAAAUGUAAAAUCUCUUUGAGCGCAAAGUUGAUAUUUUUAAUAGAUUUUUUCCCAACAUUUCCUAUAAUAAUAUAAAAGUUUAUAAUGACUUAUUGUGCAAUUAGUUGUAUGUGUCCGAAUCAGACAUGAAUCUUGAUGGUCCGAAUCGAUCUCAUUCUCUUCCCUAAAGCUUACUUGACAUACAAGACAACAACAAUGUCUCCUUAGAUCAACAGUCUUCACAGUCUCUCUCUCUCAAUGGGGAAGGAAGACGGAUUCAAGACUCAGAAGCGCGUCUCAACCUCUGCUUCCGCCGGCGUUCUUCCGACGACGAUCGCCACCCCAGGAGGAAGAAAACCACCGCCACGUGGCAAACAGAUCAAGAAAACCUUCAACAACUUGAAAAUGACCAUCCUCUGCGGCCUCGUCACCAUCCUCGUCCUCCGCGGCACGAUCGGCGUCAACUUCGGAACUUCCGAAGCCGACGCCGUCAACCAAAACCUAAUCGAAGAAACCAACCGCCUCCUAGCCGAGAUCCGAUCCGACUCCGAUCCAACCGACCCGAACGAUCCCCCUGACUCGGACCUCGACCUCAACGCGACCUACACUCUCGGCCCCAAGAUCACCAACUGGGACAAGCAAAGAGCCACGUGGCUAACUCAAAACCCUAACUUCCCCAGCUCCCUCGCUGGUAAACCUAGAGUCUUGCUCCUCACGGGAUCGCCCCCUAAGCCUUGCGACAACCCCAUCGGCGAUCAUUACCUCUUGAAGUCGGUGAAGAACAAGAUCGAUUACUGUCGGAUCCACGGGAUCGAGAUCGUUUACAACAUGGCGCAUUUGGAUAAGGAGCUCGCUGGUUACUGGGCGAAGCUGCCGAUGCUAAGGAGGUUGAUGCUGUCUCACCCUGAGAUCGAGUGGAUUUGGUGGAUGGACAGUGACGCUUUGUUUACGGACAUGGUGUUCGAGGUGCCUUUGUCUAGGUACGAGAAUCAUAACUUGGUUAUCCACGGGUAUCCGGAUCUGCUGUACGACCAGAAGUCGUGGAUCGCUUUGAACACUGGCAGUUUCUUGUUUAGGAACUGCCAGUGGUCUUUGGAUCUGCUUGAUGUUUGGGCUCCUAUGGGCCCAAAAGGCCCGAUCAGGGAAGAAGCCGGGAAGGUGCUCACCGCGUUUCUCAAGGGGAGACCGGCUUUCGAGGCGGAUGAUCAGUCUGCGUUGAUCUAUCUUUUGCUUUCGGAGAAGGACACGUGGAUGGGGAAAGUGUUUGUGGAGAAUCAGUACUAUCUUCAUGGGUUUUGGGAAGGGUUGGUGGAUAGGUAUGAGGAGAUGAUGGAUAAGUAUCAUCCGGGGUUGGGAGAUGAGAGGUGGCCCUUUGUGACUCAUUUUGUGGGGUGUAAACCGUGUGGGAGCUAUGCGGAUUACGCGGUGGAGCAUUGCUUGAAGAGUAUGGAGAGAGCUUAUAACUUUGCGGAUAAUCAAGUGCUGAAGCUUUAUGGGUUUGGUCAUAGAGGUUUGUUAAGUCCUAAGAUCAAGAGGAUUAGGAAUGAGACGAUAUCUCCGUUGAAGUUUGUAAACAGGUUUGAUAUUAGGAGAGCAGCGCCGCUUAAGAUUGAAGCAAGGAGCUAGUAGCCUUUGGUAAAGUGCAAUCAGUUCCUUUUAGCUGAAGAAAUGCUAAAUAUGAUUUUGAUUAUAGCUCUCCGUUGUUUCAAAGCUCAGUUUUGUUUCCGUUAUGUUUGUGUAAGUCAUGGAGUAACUCUGGACUUGAUGUUUUAUAGAUAGAGAGAAUAACUUGCAAAAGAAUAUAAACAAGAGACAAAAGAA